This is a messenger RNA of Anguilla anguilla (European eel), 1573 nucleotides long. It is a transcript of the gene siah1, whose product is annotated as siah E3 ubiquitin protein ligase 1. NCBI's taxonomy places the organism in Eukaryota, Metazoa, Chordata, Actinopteri, Anguilliformes, Anguillidae. The transcript has 3 exons. Gene Ontology annotation, biological process: proteasome-mediated ubiquitin-dependent protein catabolic process; multicellular organism development. Gene Ontology annotation, cellular component: cytoplasm. Gene Ontology annotation, molecular function: ubiquitin conjugating enzyme binding; ubiquitin protein ligase activity; zinc ion binding. The record is from RefSeq and is a predicted model, not a curated record. The coding region runs from base 208 to 1068 and encodes 286 amino acids.
AAAGUAUUUCAACAACAGUCAGUGCGCAGGACCGAGACCGACAGCCGCGUCAAUGUGGAAACAGAAACACCGAUACGAGUAAAGGAUAAAAAUACGGGUGGUAUCCCUGGCGGAUUAUUUCACGCAAAUUAAAAAGAUUAAGGAGGACAUUUCUUCUGAGAGGGCCCUGUGUUUCCAGAGAAGAAGAAAGCCUUCAGUGGAAAUCUUAUGGACGAAGAAAUGAGUCGCCAGACCGCUGCAGCGCUCCCCACCGGAACCUCCAAGUGCGCCCCGUCCCAGCGCGUGCCGGCGCUCUCGGGCACCACGGCGUCCAACAGCGACCUGGCCAGCCUGUUCGAGUGCCCCGUCUGCUUCGACUAUGUGCUGCCGCCCAUCCUGCAGUGCCAGAGCGGCCACCUGGUCUGCAGCAACUGCCGGCCCAAGCUGACGUGCUGCCCCACCUGCCGCGGGCCGCUGGGCUCCAUCCGCAACCUGGCCAUGGAGAAGGUGGCCAACUCGGUGCUCUUCCCCUGCAAGUACGCCUCGUCGGGCUGCGAGGUGACGCUGCCGCACACGGAGAAGGCCGAGCACGAGGAGCUGUGCGAGUUCCGGCCCUACUCCUGCCCCUGCCCCGGGGCCUCCUGCAAGUGGCAGGGCUCGCUGGACGCCGUCAUGCCCCACCUGAUGCACCAGCACAAGUCCAUCACCACGCUGCAGGGCGAGGACAUCGUCUUCCUGGCCACGGACAUCAACCUGCCGGGGGCGGUGGACUGGGUGAUGAUGCAGUCCUGCUUCGGCUUCCACUUCAUGCUGGUGCUGGAGAAGCAGGAGAAGUACGACGGGCACCAGCAGUUCUUCGCCAUCGUGCAGCUCAUCGGCACGCGCAAGCAGGCCGAGAACUUCGCCUACCGCCUGGAGCUCAACGGGCACCGGCGGCGGCUCACCUGGGAGGCCACGCCCCGCUCCAUCCACGAGGGCAUCGCCACGGCCAUCAUGAACAGCGACUGCCUGGUGUUCGACACGUCCAUCGCCCAGCUCUUCGCCGAGAACGGCAACCUGGGCAUCAACGUCACCAUCUCCAUGUGCUGAGGGCGGGGCGGGAGGGCGGAGUUUGACUCGACUGACUGACAGACGGACGUGCGCCUACCGUACACACACACAGACACACACGCACGCACGCGCGCUAAGGGGGAUUACCUCGGGCUCUCAUCCGUUAAAAAAAAGUGAAGAUCUCACCCAAGGAACUUUGUAUUUGUCCAGCGUAUCAAGCCGCUCGCCAGCUUCCGAGCGCAGAUUCUCUGCGCUAACCAGAUGGUCAGCUCCUGUCGCAGCCCACCAUCCUCUCAGUAUCCUUGUGCCAGGAGGCUCUUGUCGGUAACGGUCUGUAGUACAGUGUUUAUAAAUAUGCGUGGAGGCAUGCUCAGCGACACAACCGUCAUGCACCAGGCAGAUGAUCGGACCGCAAUCUUUCCACGUUCGGAGCAUGGGAGCUCAGACUACGGUUAGCCUUUUGAAUCUGCCCAGUUGCUCGCUUGGUACAUCCAGCAAACAGUUUCCUUGAGUUUAAUUUUCAAUAAAUUAAUUUCAACCUUCA